UAUUUUCCUUUUUCCCGUUCGACGAGCUCUGCCGCGUUAUCGUUCUCCGAUCUUUUUCCUUUUUUUAUUUCUUCUUCUUUCGUUUCUUCAAAUUAGGGUUUAUUUAUUUAGUUGUCGGGAUGAUUUUGAUGCGAAGAAGCAUUGUUUCUUGAGGGAGAAGGAUUUCUGGGUUUGUUCUUAGGGUUCGUCGACUUGUUUAGGGAGGGAAAUUUUCCGGGUUUUUAAUAUCGCCCGGAAUCUGAAAUUCGCCGGCAGAUAUGGCGUCUGACUUUCCGAUGAGCCCUCAUUUGGAGCAGAUUCACGGAGAAAUUCGUGACCAUUUCCGAGCCCUCGCGAAUGGUUUUCAGAGGUUGGAUAAGAUCAAGGAUUCUAAUAGACAAAGCAAGCAACUCGAAGAACUUGCUGUGAAGAUGAGAGACUGUAAACGGUUGGUUAAGGAGUUUGAUCGUGAACUCAAAGAUGGGGAAGCUCGAAAUUCUCCUGAAGUAAAUAAGCAGUUGAAUGAUGAGAAACAAUCUAUGAUUAAGGAACUCAACUCUUAUGUUGCACUAAGAAAAACGUACUUGAAUACACUCGGCAACAAGAAAGUUGAACUUUUUGAUACGGGAGCUGGAGUCAGCAGUGAACCUACAGCUGAAGAAAACGUCCAAAUGGCUUCAUCAAUGUCAAACCAAGAGCUUGUCGAUGCUGGAAUGAAAAGGAUGGACGAGACUGACCAGGCUAUUGAACGCUCUAAACAGGUUGUGCAUCAGACGAUCGAAGUUGGCACUCAAACUGCAUCUAAUUUAAAAGGACAGACAGAUCAAAUGGGUCGCGUUGUAAACGACCUUGACACAAUUCAGUUCUCCAUCAAGAAAGCUUCGCAGCUGGUGAAAGAGAUAGGAAGACAGGUGGCUACCGAUAAAUGCAUAAUGGCGUUCCUGUUUCUGAUUGUAUGUGGUGUUAUAGCAAUAAUUGUUGUGAAGAUCGUGAACCCAAACAACAAAGACAUCAGAGACAUCCCUGGGCUAGCUCCUCCAGCGCAAUCGAGAAAGCUCUUGUACUUCAGAGAAUAGCUUUUUGACAGGGCCGAGAGGGAAGGUUUGGUGCAUAUUACACUGUUGCGUGUGCGCACUUUCAUGAAAGGGGGCUUGUUUAUGUCAUUUAAAUCUGAGCUUUGAUUAGAGUUUUGUAUCAUAUAUCAUCAUUCUUUUUAACGUAUGACCACAUGUUGUAUAAUUUAAUAGCGAGUUCAACAUAUUUUUAUAAGAUCCAUCUUAUUGUCCAA
Messenger RNA from Arabidopsis lyrata subsp. lyrata, 1267 nucleotides. Its product is annotated as novel plant SNARE 12. Gene Ontology annotation, cellular component: Golgi apparatus; ER to Golgi transport vesicle membrane; late endosome membrane. NCBI's taxonomy places the organism in Eukaryota, Viridiplantae, Streptophyta, Magnoliopsida, Brassicales, Brassicaceae. Gene Ontology annotation, molecular function: SNARE binding; SNAP receptor activity. Gene Ontology annotation, biological process: vesicle fusion; retrograde vesicle-mediated transport, Golgi to endoplasmic reticulum. The transcript is spliced from 10 exons. Bases 258 to 1055 code for a protein of 265 amino acids. The record is from RefSeq and is a predicted model, not a curated record.